Molecule: messenger RNA, 963 nt
Organism: Rangifer tarandus platyrhynchus (Svalbard reindeer)
Lineage: Eukaryota; Metazoa; Chordata; Mammalia; Artiodactyla; Cervidae
Source: the annotation of a GenBank genome assembly
AUGGAACAAAACAAUGAAACAUCUGGGGGAGAUUUUAUUUUGCUUGGAUUCUCAGACCAGCCUCAAUUGGAGGCCAUCCUUUUUGUGGUCAUUUUGACAUCCUCUCUUUUGACCCUCCUGGGCAACACAGCCAUUAUCCUGGUCUCCUGCCUGGACUCCAAACUUCACACACCUAUGUAUUUCUUCCUCACAAAUCUCUCGUUUCUUGACCUUUGCUUAGCUACCAGCAUCGUCCCCCAGUUAUUUACUGUCCCACAGAUGCUAGUCAACCUUCGGGGACCAGAAAAGACCAUUAGCUAUGGUGGUUGCGUUGCCCAGCUCUAUAUUUCCUUGGCCUUGGGUUCUACAGAAUGCAUACUUCUAGCCAUCAUGGCCUUUGACCGUUAUGCUGCUAUUUGCAAGCCUCUUCGUUACCCAGUCAUCAUGAACCAGAGACGCUGUAUCUACAUGGCUACUGGGACCUGGAUUAGUGGCUUUGCUAACUCCCUUGUGCAGUCCACUCUCACUGUGUUGACCCCAAGAUGUGGGCAGAGGGUGAUGGACCAUUUCUUCUGUGAAGUUCCUGCUCUUCUGAAACUAGCUUGUACAGAUACCCAUGUGAAUGAGGCUGAGCUCAAUGUGCUAGGGGCUUUGCUACUUCUGGUGCCCCUCUUCCUCAUCCUGGGCACUUAUGUGUUCAUUGCCAGGGCAGUAAUGAGAAUCCGCUCUGCUGAAAGUCGCUGGAAGGCCUUUAAUACCUGUGCUUCACAUUUACUGGUGGUCUCUCUCUUUUACUUUACAGCCAUCAGUAUGUAUGUCCAGCCUCCCUCUAGUUAUUCUCGGGACAGAGGGAAGAUCAUGGCUCUCUUCUAUGGAAUCGUCACACCCACACUCAAUCCAUUUAUCUAUACACUGAGGAACAAGGAUGUGAAAGCUGCCCUUAGAAGGGCACUAACUAAGGAAUUUUGGGUCAGGACAAGAUGA